This is a messenger RNA of Canariomyces notabilis, 2810 nucleotides long. RefSeq names its product DRMBL-domain-containing protein. Gene Ontology annotation, molecular function: damaged DNA binding; 5'-3' DNA exonuclease activity. The transcript has a single exon. Gene Ontology annotation, biological process: interstrand cross-link repair; double-strand break repair via nonhomologous end joining. NCBI's taxonomy places the organism in Eukaryota, Fungi, Ascomycota, Sordariomycetes, Sordariales, Chaetomiaceae. The record is from RefSeq and is a predicted model, not a curated record. Bases 1 to 2805 code for a protein of 934 amino acids.
AUGGCGCCUGCGAGCACCAGCAAACGAACCCCGCAAAAGGGCGCUACCGCUGUUACUGCGAGACGCAAGUCCGUUCAAUCGAAGCUCUCCUUCACCCCGAAGACUUCGUCCUCUUCCGCUACCGCUGCCAAGACGAAAACUGCGAGGCCCAAGCCGAAUCAAAGCAUCCUCAACUUCUUCAAGAAGGCGCCAGCUAAUGCGGGGGACGAGGACGGGCUGUUCAUUGAGGAGAGGAGUCUCAAUGCCGGUGAUCCUGCGGUGGUCGAGCUUGAGCUUGGUAAAUCCGGAUAUGAGGACGCCCCUGAGGAUGUGUGCGCCAUCUCCGGGACGGCCGGGGAUGACAGGUUCAAUGAGGCUGGCGGGUCAGUUAAGAGGAGGAAGUUGAGCCCCUGUGCUGGGGAUCUGUCAGCAGGGGAAGAGGUGAGGAAAGGCGACUCACCUGCGCGGUUUGAGGAUUCCGUGUUGUCUGGGUUACCGCUCAAGACGGCCCCGAAACGGCCACGUCCGGGGAAUCCGUUCUUGGACGAGGAGGAAGAGGAAGAGGAAGGGAAGGAUGACGGGCCUGGGGAAGAUGGCUUCCAAGACGAGAAUGGCGGCUCGCCGGCAGCCAACACAACAAGGGUGAGAUUGCCGACGCCGCUGUCUGUGUCUGAUGGUGCCUUAAGCGAGCAACAACAGCCACCGCCCCCGAUUCCUGAUUCCUCCACGCUUACCAAUAGACCGACACUUUCCAGGGAGAUACCUCUACCCGAGCCGGAGACACCAGGAACCGGCGUCGUAAAUGAUGGCGACUGCAGCGAUCCAAAAGACGCGAUUCAAGACGACUACUUUGAUCUUGAAGACGACGAUUUCACAGGUGAAGAGCUGGAUGCGAUGCGAUACAUGGAAGAGCAGGCACGGAUAGAGGCCGAAGAAGAUGAUGAUGAGGAGGAUGUUGUCAACGAAAGUGAAGGCUUUGGAGAAUCCAGGGCGGAGAGUUGCCCCGUGUGCAAUGGCAGUCUGACCGGCGCGACUACGGAACAGGCGAUGACACACGUAAACUCCUGUCUGGACGGUGAUCCGACGCCCUUGCCGACACCCACUACUGGUAUUGCUGUUAUUGAGAGUGCGGCAGUAAGCAAACGUUUCGCCAAAGCUGCUGUGCCGCGCCCAGGGCAGACAAAUCCCAUUAGCCUUGGGGCAGAUCCGGGUGAAGGGUCGUCGGCGUCCGCAUUCACCAGGCUCAUGUCCGGUCAUGCUGAAGAUGUAGCUUGGGCAACUGCUGCCGCGGCAGAGAACGCCGCGAGAGGUAUGCCUGCGUACAAGCGGACAUGUCCAUUCUACAAGAUUAUGCCCGGCUUCUCCGUCUGCGUUGACGCCUUCCGGUACGGCGCCGUCGAGGGUUGCAAGGCGUACUUUCUCAGCCACUUUCACAGUGAUCACUACAUCGGCUUGACCGCCAAUUGGACUCACGGUCCCAUUUACUGCAGCAAGGUUACCGGGUCGCUCGUCAAGUCCCAGCUAAAGACGGCUGCCAAGUACGUAGUCGAGCUCCAAUUUGAGCAGACGGUGCCCGUCCCAGAGACCAACGGCGUCACUGUCACCAUGAUCCCUGCCAAUCAUUGCCCUGGCAGCUCCCUCUUUCUCUUUGAAAAAGCCGUCGGCGGCGGCAGGACACAGCGGAUCCUCCAUUGCGGCGACUUCCGUGCGUGUCCCGCCCAGGUCGAGCACCCGCGGCUGCGGCCCGAGACCGCCGACGCCAUUUCGGGCCGCACAAGGCAGCAGAAGAUUGACGUCUGCUAUCUCGACACGACCUACCUCAGUCCGAAAUAUUCGUUUCCCCCACAGCAUGAAGUGAUUCGUGCUUGCGCCGAAAUGUGUGCACUGCUCAACAAGGGCCUCAUCGCCGGCGACGACAGCCAGUGGGAAGCGCUGCUGAGACGGCAAAGGAGAGGUGGUGCGAAGUCCAGUACAGAGGACGUCAGCAAGUUCUUCACCAGUGCAGCCUCCUCCACCUCUUCGCUCUCCAAAGUAGAAUCACAACAGAACCUCACCGCGACCGACGCCUUGACCGUCUCGAACCGCAACCGCAACCGCCUCCUGGUAGUCUGCGGAACGUACAGCAUCGGCAAAGAGCGCAUUUGCGUCGCCAUUGCCCAGGCUCUCAACACAAAGAUCUACGCCUCCCCCGCCAAGAUCCGCAUGUGCCGCCAGCUCGACGACGCCGAGCUCAGCGCCCUCCUGACGCCCAACCCUCUCGAAGCCCAGGUGCACAUGCAGAUGCUAAUGGAGAUCCGCGCCGAGACGCUAGCCGAGUACCUUGAGACGUACAAGGCUUCGUUCAGCCGCAUCGUCGGCUUCCGCCCCUCGGGCUGGAACUACCGCCCUUCUUCUAGUACCGGCACCGCUAGUGGCGCGACCAUCAAGAAGGACCUGCCCCCGACCAGCCUCCCUACCACCCAGCUACUCCACGGCGCCGGCUGGCACACGCGGUUCGCCCUCUCUGAUUUGGUGCCCCAGCGCGGCGCCGGCAAGGAAGUAAUGUGCUUUGGCGUGCCGUACAGCGAGCAUAGCAGUUUCCGGGAGCUGGCCAUGUUCUUGAUGGCGCUGAGGAUUGAGAAGGUCGUGCCGACGGUCAAUGUCGGGAGCGAGACCAGCAGGCGGCGCAUGAAAGCGUGGAUUGACCGCUGGUUGGGUGAGCGCAGGCGGGGCGGGUUGGUCAGGGUUCUGAAGGCCGAUGAGGGUAAAGUCGCCAUCGAUGGUGAGGGGAAUGGAAAUGUGUUGUGGGAUGGGAAGGAUGGGAGGGGAGGUGGGGUGUAUUGGUAAGGAAG